Molecule: messenger RNA, 612 nt
Organism: Rangifer tarandus platyrhynchus (Svalbard reindeer)
Lineage: Eukaryota; Metazoa; Chordata; Mammalia; Artiodactyla; Cervidae
Source: the annotation of a GenBank genome assembly
AUGCAAACCAACAAGUGGGUACGGGCAGUCAGGGCUGCUGUAACGUGCAGACCAGGCUCUGCACGUGUCCAGGGUGGGGGAAGGAGGCACUCACUGGGGUGCAGUGUGGCCUCUAGAAGGAUGAAGGUGGGAUUUACCAGAGUUGGGGUGGGGGGUGUGGGGGUUGGAUAUCAUGCUGUGUGUGGUUAUGAGGGUGGGCUCUGCCUGGCCCCAGUCCCAGUUCCUCUGUACACCAUCUGUGUGACUUCUUUUCCUUUCUUAACCUCUCAACCUCAUCUCCAAAUAAUGCUAUCUGCUCACAGGUUUGUUAGAGAAUUAAACAUUGUGUGUCCCUUAAGGGAAGUUGAACAAUUGUUGGAUGGCGUGCUAACAGAUGACGUGGAGCGGAUGUGUCCGGAGCAUGGGGAAAGGAAGUGCACCUGCCUUGAGAGGCUGGAAAUGGAGCUGGGAGGAUCUGGGCCUUAUUCACAAGAUUCUGUUUCCUGGGCUCAAGCCUUGGGACGUGGGCCUGUUGUCAGUGGAGGAAGGGCCUUAAGUCAUCUUUGGCUCAGGUCAGGGAUGAGGCCAGGUUUGUGGCUUGCACUGAGGGCUUGUGCCUGCAGGACCCAAUGA